Molecule: messenger RNA, 2181 nt
Organism: Pan troglodytes (chimpanzee)
Lineage: Eukaryota; Metazoa; Chordata; Mammalia; Primates; Hominidae
Gene: OLFM3
Product: olfactomedin 3
Exons: 6
Coding region: 88-1524 (478 amino acids)
Biological process (GO): signal transduction
Source: RefSeq, a predicted model, not a curated record
UGUGGCGCGCUGCAGUCACGCCUCCCGCUGCCAGCCCGGCACCGGGAUCUUAAUCAGUCACUAUGAAAACUCAUUAGCUCCACAGCAAUGAGUCCUCCACUGCUGAAGCUUGGCGCUGUGCUUAGUACCAUGGCAAUGAUCUCAAACUGGAUGUCCCAAACUCUCCCAUCCUUGGUGGGACUGAACACCACGAGGCUGUCGACUCCGGAUAUCUUAACUCAGAUUAGUCCUAAAGAAGGGUGGCAGGUGUACAGCUCAGCUCAGGAUCCUGAUGGGCGGUGCAUUUGCACAGUUGUUGCUCCAGAACAAAACCUGUGUUCCCGGGAUGCCAAAAGCAGGCAACUUCGCCAACUACUGGAAAAGGUUCAGAACAUGUCCCAGUCUAUUGAAGUCUUAAACUUGAGAACUCAGAGAGAUUUCCAAUAUGUUUUAAAAAUGGAAACCCAAAUGAAAGGGCUGAAGGCAAAGUUUCGGCAGAUUGAAGAUGAUCGAAAGACACUUAUGACCAAGCAUUUUCAGGAGUUGAAAGAGAAAAUGGAUGAGCUCCUGCCUUUGAUCCCUGUGCUGGAACAGUACAAAACAGACGCUAAGUUAAUCACCCAGUUCAAGGAGGAAAUAAGGAAUCUGUCUGCUGUCCUCACUGGUAUUCAGGAGGAAAUUGGUGCCUAUGACUAUGAGGAACUACACCAAAGAGUGCUGAGCUUGGAAACAAGACUUCGUGACUGCAUGAAAAAGCUAACAUGUGGCAAAUUGAUGAAAAUCACAGGCCCAGUUACAGUCAAGACAUCUGGAACCCGAUUUGGUGCUUGGAUGACAGACCCUUUAGCAUCUGAGAAAAACAACAGAGUCUGGUACAUGGACAGUUAUACUAACAAUAAAAUUGUUCGUGAAUACAAAUCAAUUGCAGACUUUGUCAGUGGGGCUGAAUCAAGGACAUACAACCUUCCUUUCAAGUGGGCAGGAACUAACCAUGUUGUCUACAAUGGCUCACUCUAUUUUAACAAGUAUCAGAGUAAUAUCAUCAUCAAAUACAGCUUUGAUAUGGGGAGAGUGCUUGCCCAACGAAGCCUGGAGUAUGCUGGUUUUCAUAAUGUUUACCCCUACACAUGGGGUGGAUUCUCUGAUAUCGACCUAAUGGCUGAUGAAAUCGGGCUGUGGGCUGUGUAUGCAACUAACCAGAAUGCAGGCAAUAUUGUCAUCAGCCAACUUAACCAAGAUACCUUGGAGGUGAUGAAGAGCUGGAGCACUGGCUACCCCAAGAGAAGUGCAGGGGAAUCUUUCAUGAUCUGUGGGACACUGUAUGUCACCAACUCCCACUUAACUGGAGCCAAGGUGUAUUAUUCCUAUUCCACCAAAACCUCCACAUAUGAGUACACAGACAUUCCCUUCCAUAACCAAUACUUUCACAUAUCCAUGCUUGACUACAAUGCAAGAGAUCGAGCUCUCUAUGCCUGGAACAAUGGCCACCAGGUGCUGUUCAAUGUCACCCUUUUCCAUAUCAUCAAGACAGAGGAUGACACAUAGGCAAAUGUGAUAUGUUUUCAUUGAUUUAAACAGUGUAAUUUGUGAUAAACUCUAUAGGACCCCUUCCGUUUUUUUCUUCACUAUUAUUUUUCAUCAUUUCUCCAAAGCAAAGCAUUUUUAUUGUAAAGUUGGUGUUUCAAAAACAUAGCUGAGCUUGUCUAACUUACCAUGUUGGAAACACAUCUUAACUUCUAAAUUUACAAGGCCUAUCAUGUCCUUGUCAUGAAAAGCACUAAAAAAAAUAAGAGUUUAAGUGGCUAAAGUCAUAGUUUUGCAAGAGAUUAAUGAUCUGCCUUAUAUUAGAGUCAGAGACUAAUGGUGGCUUAAAUGCAUGAAUGUCUUUUUUUUUAAAACUGUCAUUUUUUACUGUCUUUUGCUCCAUAUCAGGAAAUAUUUUGGUAGGAAUUAGGAGAACAAAAAGCACUUUCAUCCCAUUUAUUUCUUUAAAAAAUGUAAGGAUUUCAUUUAUAUUGAAAAAUAAUCAUUUUGCUGUUAACACAAUUCUCUGAUGCGGUGCUGUACAGUCAUUUUUAAAUCUCUUGCUAACAUUUUAUUGGCAGUAUGUAUUUCUACCAUUGUAACCACCAUUGUGCUAUUGUAUCUCUUCACUUCUGUGAAAGUAAUAUUUUUUAUAAAAUACACUGAAAUUUAAUCUCA